Messenger RNA from Limanda limanda (common dab), 882 nucleotides. Its product is annotated as serine protease 57-like. The transcript is spliced from 5 exons. Gene Ontology annotation, biological process: proteolysis. NCBI's taxonomy places the organism in Eukaryota, Metazoa, Chordata, Actinopteri, Pleuronectiformes, Pleuronectidae. The coding region runs from base 1 to 735 and encodes 244 amino acids. Gene Ontology annotation, molecular function: serine-type endopeptidase activity. The record is from RefSeq and is a predicted model, not a curated record.
AUGGCGGUUAAUUUCCUACUCCUGCUGGUCUUUGUCCUAAAUGGAGCUGAUGGAUCUCAUAUUGCUGGCGGUAGAGAUGCCGCCCCCCACUCUCGGCCCUACAUGGCUUCGCUGCAAGUCCGAGGUCGCCAUAAAUGUGGGGCAGCGCUGGUGAAAGAAAACUUUGUGCUCACGGCAGCUCAUUGUAAGAUUCCUGGAUCAUACACAGUUGUGCUCGGCGUGAAUUCCCUGUCAGCUAACGAAAGUACAAAGCAGGAAUUCAAAACUGUCAGAUCAAUUCCCCAUCCCGGGUAUGAUAACCAUUCAAAUGACAUCAUGCUCCUGAAGCUCAACGGCAGUGCACAACUGACUGCAGCAGUGCAGUUGAUCUCUCUGAAAACGGACAGGGUGACAACAGGUAGUCGUUGCCUCGUGGCCGGCUGGGGACGGUUAGCGGAUAAUGGAAUUAAACCCGACAUGCUGCAGGAAGUCAACGUAACCACGCUGUCACAGGAGACAUGUCGUAGGAAAUGGGGUUGGGCAUCCAUCGCUGCAUCAAAGGUUUGCAGUGAAGGAGAGAGAGGUUUUCAAGGCCCCUGCAGGGGGGAUUCAGGUGGCACUCUGGUGUGUGAUGGAGCUGCAGCAGGCGUGGACUCCUUCUCUGGGAAGAUAUGCGGAAACCCCGACACCCCUGAUGUCUACUCAAGUGUAUCCUUCUUCGGGGACUGGAUUAGGGAAGUGUUAAACAGCAAUUAAGCAAAUCAGAUUUACUGAUAAUUUGCCGGUGUGGAUGAUGGGGUUGUAUUCUUCAAGUUGUUUAAUAUCUUUGCAGUGCUGUGGUUUUGUUUGGGUCACGCAAAAUGCUUUACAUCAUACAUUUACCAAACUGAAUACGGAAAUAAA